AUGCUGAAUAAAGUUCGCUGGUUCGACGAGGUCGAGCCAGCGAACCCGUCCAACAUGGCAGCUCCCUUCGUCAGACGAGAACGGGAGAAGACUUACUGGAAGUGUGUAUAUGUCGGAUGCCUUGCCACUGUAACUACUCAAGGAAAAAACGUGACCGAAGGUAAGCCUCAUGUGAUCCACACCAAGGAGGAGGCAGCCAAACAAUUACAUAGUGACUCCCUAACCUGGAAAAUUCGUGAACGAGUGACGGCGGAACCUCAUACAUCCAUCCCUCUCAUCUAUCGGGAGGAAGCAGGGAAACGUCACCUGGACGAUCCCGAUGCUUCUGAAUUCACGCCCCCUUUCCAAACCAUCAAAUCCGUAAGGUUGUCAUCUUCGCAACCACCGAAAAUUUGGAUCGCCUCUGCAAAGCAGACGAAGUGUUCAUGGAUGGGACAUUCUCAGUGGCUCCUCAACCCUUUGUCCAACUUUACUCACUACGUCACCACUCCAAGAGGCAAAAUUGGAUCUCAUGAAGGAUCACUCUCCAUGCCAGUUGUCUUUGCUUUUCUCCCCGACAAGCGCAUGGACACCUAUCGCAAAUUAUUUCAAGCUCUACUGGAAAUUUGCACCAAGGCAGGCCUUUCUUUCAGUCCCAAGUUAUUUCUCUUGGACUUUGAGAGAGGUGUCAUCACUACAUUACAGCUGAUCUUCCCUUCUGCGAUGGUCAAAGGUUGCUAUUUUCACUUCACUCAGGCCAUAUACAGGAAGGUCCAGGAACAUGGCAUUUCAGGACCUUUCAUGAAGUCCAAAGAAGUGAAGCUGUCGAUCAGAAGAAUUAUGGCUCUCCCUUUCAUCCCGUUGGAAAGCAUCGAUGACGUCUACCUUUGGAUUAUUGCAGAAGCACCAUCCUUAUCUGGAGUCCAGGAGUUCCUGGACUAUUUGGUUGAAACGUGGAUUGAUGAUAUAAAUCCUCGAUUUCAUCGUUCCGAGGAACAGAACAUCGAUGAAAUGCAUUUGAGGAAGAAAGCGUCCCCAGGAGAUAACUCGAGCAACAAAUACAUCCAGAGGAAGGUCGGAAUCUCCAAAGCCGAGGACGACCUUUUGCUUGGCGCAAUUGACGUCAGAAGGUUCACAGAUCGAAUCGUGCAGCUUUAUAAGCCGAAGAUUUUCUCCUGA
Molecule: messenger RNA, 1158 nt
Organism: Darwinula stevensoni
Lineage: Eukaryota; Metazoa; Arthropoda; Ostracoda; Podocopida; Darwinulidae
Source: the annotation of a GenBank genome assembly